Molecule: messenger RNA, 2325 nt
Organism: Aspergillus tanneri
Lineage: Eukaryota; Fungi; Ascomycota; Eurotiomycetes; Eurotiales; Aspergillaceae
Exons: 9
Coding region: 1-2325 (774 amino acids)
Source: RefSeq, a predicted model, not a curated record
AUGGACCACGAGACCUCAGGUGCCCAAGAAUGGCACUUACCAGGUUACGGGCGAGUCGUGUUCAAAUCCAAUGAAACUGGACCUCGGCCGGUGGCGAGCAAACCCCGAGAGCUACCAACCAAGCCUCCUGCUCCUGUUAAGAUCUCAACUCCACAAAAUAAUGGUGAAACUACCACCAGACAUCCAGAGAGCACUGGGCGCACUAGAGGCACAAUUCGAUCUAUGAAAACGCGUGGUGACUUCAGAGGCAAGCCAUCUUUUGCGCAUGCUGUAUUUUCGCGCCAGACCAGCCGUCUAUUUCGAGACUCCCCGGCAAAGUCAAAAUGGCGAACAGGUGUUGAGCCUGCAUACUCCUUGAAAUUACCUGCCCCCUUUGGCUCUUUCAAACAUGAAUUCUUUAGCAUAGCUAGAACGUCCCUUUUAGGUGGAGGCCAUUCGGAAUCUCAAGGUCGCCAUGAAGCUUUCGAGGCCAUAUGUCAGAACACGGGUGCCUACAUAAAACCACCAUUAUAUACCGAUUUUUCAAUCUGCAUCUGGGGCGAGGUAGCCCAGGUUGCUGCAGCCAAAGAACUUCUUGAAAAGCUUAUUGCAAGAUGUAUGAGGCUGUCACACUCCUCGAAAAAGCCUGAAUGGCCCAAGAUUAAAUCUCACUCUCUAAACAAAGAAGCAACUGUUGAUAUGAAGGAGAGGCAUGAAAACAUGUUGAUUCAGCUUAGGAAGGCCCCAGACCCAUUUACAGAAUUUCCAGAGCAGCUGCUCUUCCUCUGGCCAAAAGAAGGACCGUCCCUCACUGAAGCUCUUGGGCCACAACUUGAAGCCCUCGAUCUCAUCCGUUCCAAUUUUCUCUGCCAUGUGUUCGUUCUAAAGGAACUCGGCAAUUACAUCUGCGUUGUCAGUCAGGACCAUGACACCAUAAAACAGGUUGCACAUCGUCUGAGGACAAAAUGGGGCGAAGUGAUCGCCAAAAACAAUAUCAGGUCCAAAGUUUAUAUUGCAGAACCCCCUGAAGCUUGUUCUAUGAAAGGAGAGGUUGUGGUUGAAAGGAAAGCUAGUUGCCACAAAGCCCGGCUCGAUGGAGAUUUGCUAAAUGGAGCUGAAUUGGAACACUGGCGCACCCGAGUGGCCCUGAUACUAUCCAAGAACAACGCUCGUCUUGUGAGUGCGGUUGAAGAAUCUUUAAGAGGACUUGUUUUUGUUCGCGGGCAUUUGCGUAUGCGAGUAAAUCUUGGUUUGUUUAUUCUUGAAAAUUACCGUGCCCCUCGAGAUGGCAAACCAUCGUAUGGGUUCGAAGAGUUCAGAGAGAUGCUGUUAUAUGAGCAGACGAAAGGCCGUCUGAUUCCGGGUUUGAAAGUCGAUCAAAAUGAGCUUCUUGAGAGAUGCUACAAAGCUACGCAUCUACUUGAGCCCUACGAAACGACAUCUUCCUCACUGGAAAAUGCCGAACUAGCAUACUCCGUCAAUUUUGAGUUUCUGGGUUCAAACAACUCGAUGCUUCGCCUGGAGGCAGAAUUUGCUAAAAGUCCUGGCGCACAGGACUAUGAGAUUACCCAGAGACGAUGGCUUAGGCCUCGUAAGAGCGGCCAGUCUAGUGACAAGCAGCCCCUGCUACAGAUCGGAGUCAUUGACUUUGAAAGGUCCGAUUGGCAGCUCGAAAUUAAGUCUCUAGAAUUUCAUGAAACGGCUUCGAUUGAUGCUGCGUUGAGGUCGUUUUCGCACUCCAUUGGCUUCCGGCGUACUGGGACCAUGAGCGAUAUUUGUGCAAAGCCUCAAAGGAAAGUAGUCUUUCCCAACUCAGCCCCGGUGUCUAGGUUCGUGGAAAAGACCGCCAUUCGAUAUCGGCUGAAAGGCACGAAGUAUACACUGGAGAUUGCUCGAUAUGAUGAGUAUAGCCGUACCAAUGUUCCCGCCUUUCCGGGGCAGAGCAUAGCAUCAAUGACAAGUGAAAUAUCUGAUGUCCCCUCCACAUCCUGGGGGGCGUCGGUGUUCGAUGCUAAUUGGGACAACUUGCUGGGGGAGCAUGCUAACCUAUCCGUUGGACAUUCGGCUGGAUACGAUGCCGACAUAAACACAUUCUUCCCAUCUCAAACUGGUCUAGGCUCGGAAGACAAACGCUCAGGUUUCUGGGAAUUCGCAGCCCUAGUGAAGCAGGUGGCAGCACUUCUUGGCCCGGCAUCAAUGUCGUCCCAGAGCACUGCCGGUGUCCAGCCGUCCCCAGCAGUUUCAGAUCCUAUUAAAGUUCAAAGUGCUUCGAGGGAACUUUCGCCUACUCUGGGAGUCCAACAAUUUACUGAGCUGUUGCACACAGAUCUUGGUACUUUGUUCUAG